This is a messenger RNA of Linum trigynum, 2595 nucleotides long. NCBI's taxonomy places the organism in Eukaryota, Viridiplantae, Streptophyta, Magnoliopsida, Malpighiales, Linaceae. The record is from the annotation of a GenBank genome assembly.
CUUAUUCGCACAUGUUUUCACUUUCAUUUCUUGAUCGUUUAGCUUAGUGAUUGGUGAAUCAUUGGCCUAUUUUACGCUAGGUUGUGUUCUUUUGUCAUAUUUCAGGUCCUAGUACGUAGAUAUGGCCUUGGGACGAGUCUCGGGACAUUUGGAGGUGAAAGCAAGUCGAUCGCGAGAACAGGCAGCAGAGCUGUUGAAAAACACGCCCUCAAACACGGCCUCUGCUGUGAAAAACACGGCCUUGUGCUAGAGUCCGUGUUUUUCCUCUACCCUCCACAGAAUAGCCAUUCAAAAACCCGGCCUCUUUUGAUUAAAACACGGCCGAGUUUUUGGGCUUAGAGGCCGUGUUUUUGCACCUGUGCAGGUUUUAUUGGAGAGGAGCUCAUAUUUUGAGGGGAUCGACUUUUUGGGCAGAAAACAGAGUUUUAGAGAGAGAAAGUGCACAGAACAAACCCUAGGAGCUAUUUGGAGUGGAUUUCUCACCAUUGAAGCCCAGAUUGCAUCCCCAUGAGUGAAGAUCGACAUCCCAGAGCAGUUUAUCCCCAUCUUUAUGAGUAUGACUGCUCUGAUUUCGGUUUUCAUCUCUCUCUCUAUGGAGUAGAACCCUCUCUCACUUGGGUAUGAAGAACCCUAUUUCCAUGUGUUAGGAAUCUUGAUUGUAAUGACUUUGGAUUGAUAUAUUGAUUGAUUAUAAUCGAUUGAUGCAUGAUUCAUUGAGUCAAUUGAAGCCUGAUCAUCUUUUCUUGAUUUCUGCUGCAACCUGAGAUAGACAGAAUCUGAUUAUGUUGUUAGAGCUUCAUCAAUCGGUAGUAGUAGAUUAGUUAUACGAGAGUUAAUCGAUUUACUGCUUUGUCCUGGAAUCCAAUUCCAAUAGUGGAGUUCUGUUUUUAUUGCCUCAGUAGUCUAUCCCGGUGAAGGCUAGUCGCCUGCCGGUUAGUCUGUCUGAGAGGGCUUGGUCAGCUUAAGAGAUUCCAAGCUAUUGUCGGAUCUUCCGCAGUUUAAUCAACAGUAAAUCAACCAAGGGUAAUUACCAAUGUUGUCAAAGCCGAGCCGGAGUAUGACCCGGUAACGUGAACGGCUCGAUCAUUAGUGGUCCAGCCUGCAUUAGACCGUUUAAAAACCGUUUGAGAACCGGUACCUAAUAAACAGUCAUUUGUAUAAAUAGUAGACACUUCUUAAUCAUGGUAAACCACAAGUAAAUUACUCUCUUACAAAAGAAACAUCGGAUCAGUAAAAAAAUUGCUAAAUGGGACAUGGAAAUCUCACGGCAGUAACACAAACAAAUUUUAUGCUUAUUCUUCAUACUCUUGGCUUGGCUUUAAAACAAUUGAAUUACUUUACAAAUGAAAGAAAGAACCCUCACGCCAACUCUUCCUCUCGCCUACUUCUGUUCAUCUACGCAUUAAGAUACAAACAUGAACUUUACAAAUGAAAGAAUGAAUUGGAUUACCUAGGCUAAUUGGGGAAGAAGUUAAUUGCCAAUUGGAGAAGGGAGGGCAGCAGCAGAGGCAGCGGGUCGAUGCAGGAGCGAGGCAGCAGGGGUCGAUGCAGGGGAGACCUCACCGGAUUCGCAUCCGUUGCGCUCGCCGGCAGCAGGAGUCAACGACGAUGGCGGCUUGGACGAAGGCUGCGGGGAACGGCGGUGAGUUGUGUUUUGGACGAACGGGGAAGGCGUCGAGAUGUGUUUUGGUUGGCGUCGAGAUGCGAUGGCGACGGCGAUGGAACGACGACGGGAUCAAACGACGACAGCGCUGGACGAAGGCUACGUUUCCGGUGGGCGACGAAGGCGCUGGACGAAGGCUGCGGAGGAGCUGCUUCUCCUUCGUCGUCUGCAACCGAAGAGGGAACGAAAUAAAAUUAGGGUUCCCUUGAGAGUUCAGACAGCCUCCCGUCUAGGCUUGGCAAUGGGUCGGAUACUGGGCGGUACCCCAUAUCUGUUGCCCGCUAUAUAUGCCCGCGGGUAAAACCCGGACCCGCCCCAUUAACCUUAAUGGGCACAAACUUUGGACCAAGCCCAAGACCACACGGGUAUCGGUGAACCCGCGGGUCAAUGGUUACCCGUGACCUGUCCAGAAAUAUAAGGCAACCAAUUUCAAUUCAUUCCCUAAGCAUUACAAGAAUUUCUGAAAAACAAGUUCUUAUAACAUUCAACAAGAAAUUAUGAACUGCAAACCCAGAAACCUUACUCAAAAUCAACAAUCCGACCAUAAAUAAACCCAAAAAUAACAAUCACUCAAACCCAGAAUUGAAACCCACAGUGUAAAAAAAUCCCAGCUAACAAACAACCAUGCACUGCAGUCUGCAAACCCAGGAACCUGACUCAAAAUCAACAAUCUGACCAUAAAUAAACCCAAAAAUAACAAUCACUCAAACCCAAAAUUGAAACCCACAGAGUGUAAAAAAAUCCCAGCUAACAAACUUCUGAAAUAACACUUCGAGUCUGAAAGAUUGAAACACAAAAAACAAAAACAGAAGCCAUUCUGAAAAGCAACAAUCAGUGUUGAAUCUUCACUCCUAAGUCUCUCUUUCUCGUCCUUGCGUCUUCUUUCAAUGAGAUUAAGAUUUCAUGAAUUCCAACAAAAUUUACAACUUCAG